AAGACAGCACAAUUUGUGAGCAUCUCUACAUUUUAUCAAGAUGUCCAUGACAUGGAUCUCUGCCCUGCUAUUGCUACAACUGAGUUGUUAUUUCAACUCUGGGAGCUGUGGAAAGGUGCUGGUGUGGCCAAUGGAUUUCAGCCACUGGUUGAACAUAAAGAUCAUACUAGAGGAACUUAUCCAGAGGGGACAUGAGGCGACAGUUCUGAGGCCUUCAAGUAUCAUUUUUGCUGAUGUUAAUUCAUCAUCCAAAAUUAAGUUUGAAACAUUUCCUACAUCUGUCAAUGAAGAUCAAUGGAAAGAAACUUCUACUCAAUUGAUCACUAAGUGGAUGAAUAUGGGAUCAAUAGAAUUCUUUUUCACACAUUGUCUACAGGUAGAAAACAUUUUUAAAGAGUUUUCUGAUAGUUGGAGAAAUUUUUGUAAAGAAGCAGUCUCAAACAAGAUACUGAUGAGGAAACUCCAAGAAUCAAGAUUUGAUGUUCUUCUUGCGGAUGCCGUGGGUCCCUGUGGUGAGCUGGUGGCUGAGCUUCUAAAAAUACCUUUUGUGUAUAGCAUCCGUGGCACUCCUGGCUUCCAACUGGAAAGAAAUGGAGGAGGGCUUAUAUUUCCUCCUUCUUAUGUACCUGUUUUAAUGUCAGGACUAGCUGGUCAAAUGAGUUUCAUAGAGAGAGUAAAAAACGUAAUGCACAUGCUUUAUUUUGACUUUUGUUUUCUAAUAUCUAAUGAAAAAGAGUGGAAUGAACUUUACAGUGAAGUUUUAGGAAAAUGCACAACACUAUAUGAGAUAAUGGGAAAGGCAGAAAUGUGGCUCAUUCAAAGUUACUGGGAUUUGGAAUUUCCUCGGCCUAGCUUACCAAAUUUUGAUUUUGUGGGAGGACUCCACUGCAAACCUGCCAAACCUCUGCUUAAGGAAAUGGAAGACUUUGUGCACAGCUCUGAGGAGCAUGGUGUCAUGAUGUUUUCUUUGGUGGUAGUCAGCAACAUGGCAGAAGAAAGGGCCAAUGUGAUUGCUUCAGCCCUUGCUCAGAUUCCACAAAAGGUUCUUUGGAGAUUUGAUGGCAAGAAACCAGAUGAUACCUUAGGAUCCAAGACUCAGUUGUACACAUGUGUUCCUCAGAAUGACCCACGUGGUAAGAUACUGGAGAAAAAAUACUGAAAACAUAAAUCAAAUGAGAGCUUUGUCACUCAUGGUGGAGCCAACAGUGUUUAUGAGGUGGUCUACCAUGGGAUCCCUAUGAUGGGCAUUCCUUUGUUUGCAGAUCAGCAUGAUAAUGUUGCUCUCUUGAUGGGUAAAGCAGCAGCUGUUAAAGUGGAAUUCAUGACAAUGUCAAGUACAGAACUACUAAAUGCACUGAAGAUGGUCCUUAACAGCCCUUACUAUAAGAAGAAUAUUAUGUGGUUGUCACCCAUUCACCACAAUCAGCCCAUGAAGCCCUUGGACCAAGCAGUCUUUUGGAUCGAGUUUGUCAAGUGCCACAGAGGGGCCAAACACUUGAUGAGGCCACAUCCCCAAAACCUCACCUGGUGCCAGUACCACCCACUGGAUGUGAUUGGGUUCCUACUGGCUUUUGUGACCUUCAUGGAUACAAACCUGAGAAAAACAUCUUAUCACACUUAUGACAAUCAAAGUUGUUUAUACUUAAAAGCAGUGUCUGGAUGA
Fukomys damarensis (Damara mole-rat) is the source of this 1663-nucleotide messenger RNA. Its product is annotated as UDP-glucuronosyltransferase 2B19-like. Gene Ontology annotation, molecular function: UDP-glycosyltransferase activity. Lineage: Eukaryota; Metazoa; Chordata; Mammalia; Rodentia; Bathyergidae. The record is from RefSeq and is a predicted model, not a curated record.